GCAGUGAUGGCGGCGGCUGUGGUGACGGCGGCAGCGACGGUCCCAACGCCGGCGACCAGCGCGGACGGUGCCUCCUCAGUGCACUGGUUCCGCAAAGGGCUGCGGCUCCACGACAACCCGGCGCUGCUGGCGGCCGUGCGCGGGGCGCGCUGCGUGCGCUGCGUUUACAUCCUUGAUCCCUGGUUCGCGGCCUCCUCCUCAGUGGGGAUCAACCGAUGGAGGUUCCUCCUGCAGUCGCUGGAAGAUCUGGACACGAGUUUACGGAAACUGAACUCCCGCCUGUUUGUAGUCCGGGGACAGCCAGCCGACGUGUUCCCAAGGCUAUUCAAGGAAUGGGGGGUGACCCGCUUGACUUUUGAAUAUGACUCUGAGCCCUUUGGGAAAGAACGGGAUGCAGCCAUUAUGAAGAUGGCCAAGGAAGCUGGGGUGGAGGUGGUGACUGAGAACUCUCAUACCCUCUACGACCUGGACAGGAUCAUCGAGCUGAACGGGCAGAAGCCGCCGCUCACCUACAAGCGCUUCCAGGCCAUCAUCAGCCGCAUGGAGCUGCCCAAGAAGCCAGUGGGUGCGGUGAGCAGCCAGCAGAUGGAGAACUGCAGGGCCGAGAUCCAGGAGGACCACGAUGACACCUACGGCGUGCCCUCCCUGGAGGAGCUGGGGUUCCCCACUGAAGGUCUCGGCCCAGCUGUCUGGCAAGGCGGAGAGACCGAAGCUCUGGCCCGCCUGGAUAAGCACUUGGAACGGAAGGCCUGGGUUGCCAACUAUGAGAGACCCCGAAUGAAUGCCAACUCCCUGCUGGCCAGCCCCACGGGCCUCAGUCCCUACCUGCGCUUCGGCUGCCUGUCUUGCCGCCUCUUCUACUACCGCCUGUGGGACCUGUAUAAAAAGGUCAAGAAGAACAGCACACCUCCCCUCUCCCUGUUUGGGCAACUCCUGUGGCGAGAGUUCUUCUACACGGCAGCCACCAACAACCCCAGGUUUGAUCGCAUGGAGGGGAACCCCAUCUGCAUCCAGAUCCCCUGGGACCGCAACCCUGAGGCCCUGGCCAAGUGGGCCGAGGGCAAGACAGGCUUCCCCUGGAUUGACGCCAUCAUGACCCAACUGAGGCAGGAGGGCUGGAUCCAUCAUCUGGCCAGGCACGCUGUGGCCUGCUUCCUCACCCGCGGGGACCUCUGGGUCAGCUGGGAGAGCGGGGUCCGGGUGUUUGACGAGCUGCUCCUGGAUGCAGACUUCAGCGUGAACGCAGGCAGCUGGAUGUGGCUCUCCUGCAGUGCUUUCUUCCAGCAGUUCUUCCACUGCUAUUGCCCUGUGGGCUUCGGCCGCCGCACGGACCCCAGCGGGGACUACAUCAGGCGGUACUUACCCAAAUUGAAAGGCUUCCCUUCUCGAUACAUCUAUGAGCCCUGGAACGCCCCAGAGUCAAUUCAGAAGGCAGCCAAGUGCAUCAUUGGCGUGGACUACCCACGGCCCAUCGUCAACCACGCGGAGACCAGCCGGCUCAAUAUCGAGCGAAUGAAGCAGAUCUACCAGCAGCUCUCACGCUACCGCGGACUCUGUCUGCUGGCAUCUGUCCCUUCCUGUGUGGAAGACCUCAGCCACCCUGUGGCAGAGCCUGGCUCGAGCCAGGCUGCCAGCACCUCCAGCACAGGCCCCAGACCACUACCCAGUGGCCCAGCAUCCCCCAAACGCAAGCUGGAAGCAGCUGAGGAGCCGCCUGGUGAAGAACUCAGCAAACGGGCAAGGGUGGCAGAGUUGCCCACCCCAGAGCUGCCAAGCAAGGACGCCUGAGACUGCUGAGCCACUGCUCCCUGAGCAAAGCCCAGGUGCCCGAGCAGCCACCACGGCCGCAGAGUGCAACCUACAGAGAAGCCGAUUACCUCGGAGAUGGAGCGAGCGUGUGUGUGCGUGUGUGCCGGGAGGGCGAGGUGUGCUGUUUGCGUGUGCAUGCGUCUGUCUACACUCGUGGUCCUGAAUGCUGCCUGGGCUGCAGGAGCAUCUGAGCUCCCCUCCCCACGAGUGCAGCUUCCUGCUCUCCAGAUGUGGGGCUCGAGGUCUCCAGCAGUGGCGCUGAGACCUGUCCCUACCUGCCCCUGCCUUGUCCGAAUAGAGCACAGUGGUAGGACCCCAGCUGGACUCUGGCCACUGCCUCCCCACUCCUCCCUUCCUCCUCACACAGACAGAGGAGCAGGAGGGCCACAUUUUUGGCACUUGUUCAAAACAUGGGAUUCUCGAGGCAGCCAGAGUCCUGCUGAGUUCUUGACUCUCUGAGGCUGGAGGCUGGGCAGGCUGCGGCGGAUGGGUGCUGUACAGACUGAGCCACCCGCCUUCUUAUUUUAAAACUCCCUGGGCAUCUGGAACUGAGCACGAGGCCGUAGACAGAUCUGAAAAGUUCCCACCAUCGUACAGAAGGACACCUGAGUGCCUGACUGGCACAGUGUGUGUCUGGCACUGGGGAGGGUAGCGUGUGACAGCACAUCGGCCUUCUCAGGACUAAGAACCCAAGGCCACGGUGAGAGUCCGUUUCUCACUGUUCCUUCCCUAGAAGAUGAGAGUCAACCUCAGCCUCUACCCAAGAGCUGUGCAGGGACCAGGGUCAGAAUCAGUCCCUCCAGCAGGAGGAGACCAGGUCCAGGUGGCUUAAGGUCCUCAGGCUCCUCUGGCCACACUCCAAGGCACUAUGGUGCUCCAGGGAGGACAGCUGGUGCCAGCCAGGGAAGUUGGCUGCUCUUGGUUUCUAGACUUGCAGGGCCAGCUCUGAACUGCUCAGCUGUCCCAGUAGCUGGACUCCAAAGACAAGGGACUGAGGGGUGGGACUGCCAGGGCGGUCAGCAGAAGUACACACUGAGCUCACACUCGGCACGCCAUCCCGAAGCAGCAGGUGGGAGGUUUGGAUCAGAGACGCCAUGCCUGGCAUUCCAGGAGCAGCCGGCCUCCCACCUCGGCCUCCCACUGCCCAAGGCCUGUGUUGAGGACUGUGUGGUCAACUAGAGCAAGUCUUCCUUCCACCCUGUGGCCUGCACUUGAGCCACAAAUUGUUUGUCUGUGCGUGUGCACGUGCGUGUGUGUGCACAAAGCUGAAAGGCUAGUUCCUGUUAGGAUUUUUGUUUUCACAUGUUACAUUAAGCUGGCCUCUAGGCCUUUACCUCCCCUGGGACCUUUCCUAGCUUCCAAGUUGUUAACUCCCUUGGCCCUGGCCCUGACUGUCCUCUGUCCCUGGGGCCAGGCUCCUGUCUCCUGGAGCUGUCCAGCAUACUGACAGGCUUCUUCCUGAGAUGUCCUCAGGUUUUCUCAGCAGAAAGAUGCCUUUAGAGUCCAGCUGUUGUAUGUUUGUCACCCUCACUAACAUGUCCCAUAAUCACAUGGGGAAAGCAGCGCAGGUGAUGGUGCUUCAGAGCACUGGGUUGAGGGCUUCCCUGUUCCCUCAGCCCCCACCAGGAGGAAGGAGAAUGGGGGUCUGCUGCUGGCGAGGAGCGGGCCUGGGAGAGCUGGUCUGAGAAACAGGAGGUCCAGCACUGAGGGGUGCACUCAGCAUUUAUUUAGCAGGCAUUUCACCCAUCAGGACGGCUCUCUUCCUGCCUAUUUGCUGAUGACUCUUCCCUAAGGUACAAAUUGUCAAGACCGAGUCCCCUAGUUCGCCAUUCCUGGCAUGCUGGCCCAUUCCAGGACAGCCUUUCAGUGGCCUGGAGCUCCAUGGUGGCUUCGCAUUGCCCUUCUCCUAACCCAGGUGGCCAGGAGGGCUGCCACAGAGCAAAGCCCUGAAUCCUAAUCCGAGGGCCAGGUGGGGAGGAGAUGGUCAUAGGAAGAGUGCACUUCAUGGAGCUUUCCUGUUGCUGGAGAGUGUGUCGCUCCCGCAGUUGGUGAAUAUUCACUUGUUUUAUAAACGUCUAACCUGA
Messenger RNA from Sciurus carolinensis (gray squirrel), 3893 nucleotides. RefSeq names its product cryptochrome circadian regulator 2 (gene Cry2). Gene Ontology annotation, cellular component: nucleus; cytoplasm. NCBI's taxonomy places the organism in Eukaryota, Metazoa, Chordata, Mammalia, Rodentia, Sciuridae. The coding region runs from base 7 to 1788 and encodes 593 amino acids. The record is from RefSeq and is a predicted model, not a curated record. Gene Ontology annotation, biological process: circadian regulation of gene expression; negative regulation of DNA-templated transcription; entrainment of circadian clock by photoperiod. Gene Ontology annotation, molecular function: DNA binding; FAD binding. The transcript is spliced from 12 exons.